Amphiprion ocellaris (clown anemonefish) is the source of this 1805-nucleotide messenger RNA. Its product is annotated as hydroxycarboxylic acid receptor 3-like. The coding region runs from base 204 to 1196 and encodes 330 amino acids. Gene Ontology annotation, cellular component: membrane. The transcript has a single exon. The record is from RefSeq and is a predicted model, not a curated record. Gene Ontology annotation, molecular function: G protein-coupled receptor activity. Gene Ontology annotation, biological process: G protein-coupled receptor signaling pathway. Lineage: Eukaryota; Metazoa; Chordata; Actinopteri; Pomacentridae.
AAGCUCCUUUGGGUCAAUAUCGCCUCCCUGCAGAUAACAGCCCGCAGAUGCUCACUCCACUUGUGAAUUCACAUGUUUGUCUUUGAACCAUUUGGGUGAGCGCAAACACGAUUAUCUUUCCACAGAAGUCACCUCGGUGCAGCAUAUCUUUAUUGACUGGGUAUAUAGCAGCAGCAGCAGCUUGGUGUUUGCCAAGGCAGAGGAUGAAUCUCACAGACACAGUUUGCUGCGCCUUUGAAUCUCCCAUCCUGGACCAGGUUUUGCCUCCGAUUCUGAUCCUGGAGUUCAUGUUCGGCCUGAUGGGGAACUUUGUGGCUCUGUGGAUGUUCAUCUUCCACAUGGACACGUGGAAGCCCAACGCCGUGUACCUCACCCACCUGGCCGUGGCAGACUCCAUCGUGCUGUUCUGCCUCCCUUUCAGAGCCGACUACUACAGACGUGGCAAACACUGGCUCUAUGGUGACGUCCCAUGUCGCAUCCUGCUCUUUCUGCUGGCAGCCAACCGUGCAGCAGGGAUCUUCUUCCUCACGGCUGUGGCUGUCGACCGCUACUUCAAGAUUGUCCACCCGAUGAACCGCAUCAACCAGAUGGGCCUCGGCUAUGCUCUCUGGGUCUCACUCGGCCUGUGGUUUCUGAUAUUUCUUGCCACCGGGUACCUCCUCGCUGAUGAGCACUUCUUCUUCAACAGCAACCGGACGCAGUGUGAGAGUUUCAACAUCUGCAUGGGUUUCAGCCCCCUCUCCACCUGGCAUAACACUUUCUAUGUGGUCCAGUUUUUCCUUCCCACUGCAAUCGUGGCCUUUUGCACCAUCAGAAUCACAUGGCAGCUGAGGAUCAGGACCGUGGACAAGAAGGGGAAAAUCAAACGGGCCGUGCAGUUCAUCUUGGCCGUGGCUUUGAUCUUCAUCACCUGUUUCUUCCCCAGCACGAUAUCGCGUAUUGCAGUGUGGAUCCUCAAGGUGUGGUAUGACGAGUGUACCCACUUCAAAGAGGCCAACCUGGCCUUCUACACAUCGGUGUGUUUCACCUACUUCAACAGCGUCCUCAACCCUGUGGUGUAUUAUUUCUCCAGUCCUGCCUUCAGCGGCACCUUCAACAAGGUCCUGAACAAGCUGCUGAGGAGGAGCGAUGAGAAGACGAAUCCAGCAGAUUUAGCUGACAAUAACAUCUCCACUGUUGAUGGUAGAAGAAUGUAAAGCCACGUGCUGGUUUGUUUCCUUUUAAAUUGAGUUUGUGAAUAUAUUCUGCAAGUUUAGAUUUAAUUUGAACAUUUAGGGAAACAUUAGGCAAAAGGUGUGAAAUUGUUGAGCUUCACAAAUUUCCUGCAUUCUGGUAAAUUUUAAUGCACCAAUUUCUUCUUUUUCCUUUAAGUUUGAAAUACGUUUUUGUCAAGAAAAACAGGCUCUCUGCAUUCUGAAUUGUUUUCAAAUGUAGAUCAACAAAUGCAUGUCAUCUUAAUACUCAGGGGGCCUAUACCUGAAAAAAACAAUGGAAAAUUAAUGUUCAAAAAUUACAGAAGCAUUGGCAGUAUAUCUUUAAAUAUAGAUAUUUUUAGCUUAUUUGAAUACAGUCAUACACUGUAAAAGAACAAAUUAUCUGUAAAAAGUUUUCAAAAUGUGGACAAUAUGUAACAUUUUAGCCAAUUUUAUUUAUUUUUAGUUUUUUACAGUCGACAUGUAAGUAAUGCUUUUUUUCUGUGAUGCUGUUUUAUUUAAUUUAACAACAAAUGGAAGAUCUGUAGAAUAAUGAUUAAAAUACUGUUAAAAUAUAUCCAUUUUUCAGUGCUUAAUAAAUUUAUACAUCAA